AAGUGUACAUGAAUAAUUGUUUCUGAAAGGAAGACCCUUCAGAAACUCUGGUUGGAAGACCAUCACAUAUAGAGGGACUAGGAGCUGAGUGACAUUCUCCCUUGCUGAUCAUGAGGGGUCUUCUGGUCUUCAGUGCUCUUCUGGUGGCUGCCUUCAGCCAAAAGCGUUUUGUGGGGGACCAAGUUCUCCGUGUCUUAACCGACAAAGAAGAACACAUUGCAUUACUCAGGGAACUAGAGGAAUCAGAAGACCUGCAGCUUGACUAUUGGGAUGUCCCUUCCAAGCUUGGCCUCCCACUGGAUGUGAGAGUCCCCUCCCAGAGCCUCCAGCUUGUCAAAACCUUCCUGGAGUCCAACAGCAUCCCGUAUACCACCAUGAUAGAGGAUGUACAGAAAUUACUGGAUGAAGAAAAAAGGGCCAUGAGGCGGGCCAGAAAGUUGAAGAGGAGCUGCAGCUGGUCUGAAUUCUUCUCCUUCUACCACACCCUAGACGAGAUCUACAGCUGGAUGGACUAUCUCGUGGCCCGACAUCCCAACCUGGUCAGCAAAAUUCAGAUUGGAGAGAGCUAUGAAAAGCGGCCUCUUUAUGUGCUCAAGUUCAGCACUGGGAAAAGUCGCUAUCGUGCCAUCUGGAUUGAUACCGGCAUUCACUCUCGUGAGUGGAUCACCCAAGCCACCGGUGUGUGGAUUGCCAACAAGAUAGCCACUGAAUAUGGCAAGAAUGCCUCCCUGACCGCCCUUCUAGACUGCAUGGACAUCUUCCUGGAGAUAGUUGCCAACCCUGAUGGCUUUGCAUAUACUCACAGCCAUGACCGUUUGUGGCGAAAGACCCGGUCCAUCAACCCUGGAAGUCUCUGCGUGGGUGUAGACCCCAACAGAAACUGGGGUGUAGGUUUUGGAGGCCUUGGUGCCAGCAGCAAUCCCUGUUCACAAACGUACCAUGGACCCUGUCCUUUUUCUGAGAAUGAAACAAAGGCCAUUGCAAACUUCAUCCUCGGCCAUGGAAACGUGGCAGCCGUGAUCUCCAUCCACAGCUACUCCCAAGUGCUGAUGUACCCUUACAGCUACACAUCUCAGCCUGCUCCUGACCGUCAGGAACUGGACGCUCUAGCCAAAGAGGCAGUGGAAGCCUUAACCGCAGUACACGGGACUCGGUACAAGUAUGGGAAUGUCUUCAGCACCAUUUACCCAGCUGCUGGUGUCACAAUAGACUGGACCUAUGAUAUUGGUGUCAAGUACUCCUACACUUUCGAGCUGCGGGACACCGGCUGUUACGGCUUCCUCCUGCCGGCCACUCAGAUCAUCCCAACGGCUGAGGAGACGUGGCCGGCUUUGAUGAAGAUCAUGGAGCACGCCCGGGACCAUCCCUAUUAACACAGCUAACCAUAAGAUGGAGCUGAUGGCUUGGUUUGAGCUCAUUUGCACUCCGACAGUGCACAGAGAUACCUCUCCACAAAAGAGAUUCCUGCCCAGAAGAGCAUUUCUUCUUUCCACUCUUCUGUGAACUAUGAAACACCAUAACCAGAAGGAAAUACAGUUCUGCUUCCUCCAGACCGCUUCAAGGUAAAAAGACUUUCCCAACUUUGCUCUGCACCUCAGCAGCACAAAAUGACCUGUUCCAAACAGGAGACAUUACCACACCUGCAGCUCUCCUGUGAAAUGUGAGUUUUCAUUUCCACCUAGGAGAGCGUUUACAAUCUUUGCAAUCUCCUCCGCCUGAUGAAGAGUGCCUGUCCCUGAAAGCUUGCA
Alligator sinensis (Chinese alligator) is the source of this 1748-nucleotide messenger RNA. RefSeq names its product carboxypeptidase A1-like. Gene Ontology annotation, biological process: proteolysis. The coding region runs from base 111 to 1373 and encodes 420 amino acids. The record is from RefSeq and is a predicted model, not a curated record. Gene Ontology annotation, molecular function: metallocarboxypeptidase activity; zinc ion binding. Lineage: Eukaryota; Metazoa; Chordata; Crocodylia; Alligatoridae. The transcript has 11 exons.